Molecule: messenger RNA, 4420 nt
Organism: Cyprinus carpio (common carp)
Lineage: Eukaryota; Metazoa; Chordata; Actinopteri; Cypriniformes; Cyprinidae
Gene: bcas3
Product: BCAS3 microtubule associated cell migration factor
Exons: 26
Coding region: 156-2936 (926 amino acids)
Biological process (GO): autophagy; response to starvation
Cellular component (GO): cytoplasm
Molecular function (GO): protein binding
Source: RefSeq, a predicted model, not a curated record
AACACUAUUGGCUAUCCGUCUCCGAAGCUCAUCUCUGAUUGGCCAAAGCAUCUGUUGUUUCCGCUGCAUGUCAGCUUCACUGUGGCGUUUUGUGAGGACCUCUGUUGAUCCGAAUUCAAAACACAAAACCUCUGCAGGAUCCUGAGUGGUUGGCCAUGGCGUCUGACUCCCCGCGCAGACCGAGCCGCUGUGCUGGUGGGGUUGUGGUUCGAGCACAGGCUGCAACAGAGCAGUCAUACAUGGAGAGCGUAGUUACGUUCCUGCAGGAUGUAGUCCCUCAGGCAUAUACUGGGACACCUCCAAAUGAUGAAAAAGAGAAGAUAGUUUGGGUCCGUUUUGAAAAAACAGACAUCAAUGAUGUGGCUCGCUUACCAGAGUUCCAAGAGAUGCACGGCAGCGGCAGUGACCCGCCUCUCUGCUUGAUGAUUGGAUACACUGAUGGAAUGCAGAUUUGGAGCAUAUCACUGAACGGGGAAGCACAGGAGCUGUUCUCGGUGAGGCAUGGACCUGUGCGAACUGCUAGGAUCCUGCCUGCUCCUCAUAUCAGUUCCCUCAACACUGACAGCUUCGCUGAGAAACGGCCCCUCCUCGGCGUGUGCAAGAGCACGGGCUCUUCGGGGACAAGUCCCCCUUAUUGUUGUGUGGAUCUUUAUUCCUUGAGGACAGGAGAGAUGGUCAAGUCCAUACAGUUUAAAACACCCAUCUAUGAUCUACACUGCAACAAAAGGAUCCUCGUUGUUAGUCUUCAGGAAAAGAUCGCUGCCUUUGACAGCUGCACCUUUAUGAAAAAGUUCUUUGUCACAAGCUGCUACCCCUGUCCUGGGCCCAACCUCAACCCUAUAGCUCUGGGAAGCCGAUGGUUGGCCUAUGCUGAGAACAAGCUGAUCCGGUGUCAUCAGUCACGUGGUGGGGCCUGUGGAGAUAAUGCCCAGUCCUACACUGCCACUGUCAUCAGUGCUGCUAAAGUGAGUAGAACCGGCCUGACAAUGGUGGGCAAGGUCGUGACCCAGCUCACCGGUACACUGCCAUCAGGGGCAACUGAUGAAGAGAGCACUGCCCAUAGUGGCACCCGCCGCAGCCCUCACCAGCCUGGUGUGGUCACCAUCAUAGACACACACACUGUGGGAGAAGGACAGGUUCUUGUUAGUGAGGAUUCUGAUGGAGAAGGAGUGAUUGCACAUUUUCCAGCACACGAUAAGCCUAUAUCCUGCAUGGCGUUUAAUCCGAGUGGUAUGUUACUGGUGACUGCAGACACCCUUGGCCAUGACUUCCACGUUUUCCAAAUCUUGACUCACCCAUGGGCAUCUUCCCAGAGUGCGGUUCAUCACCUAUACACGCUUCACAGAGGAGAGACUGAGGCUAAGGUGCAGGACAUCUGCUUCAGCCAUGACUGCCGCUGGGUGGUGAUCAGUACUCUGCGUGGUACCUCUCAUGUCUUUCCCAUCAAUCCGUACGGUGGAGCACCAUGUGCACGCACGCACAUGUCUCCACGUGUGGUCAAUCGCAUGAGCCGUUUCCAGAAGAGUGCCGGACUGGAGGAGAUCGAGCAAGAGCUGAGCAGCAAACAGGGCGGCCGGUGUAGCCCCAUUCCUGGCCUCUCUAGUAGCCCAUCUGGAUCACCACUACAUGUCAAACUCACCAGUCAAGAAUCCUUUAACAACUUUACCAACAACAACAUGGGUAACCCACGGCUGUCUCCAUUAGCAAGUUUGACGGUCGUGCUUCCACUGGCUCAGAUCAAGCAACCGAUGACCUUGGGCACCAUCACCAAGCGCACUGGGUGGCCCUACCUCUUUGGGGCUGGAUGUUUUUCCAUUAAAACUCCAUGCAAAUCCAAGCCACCUCCCCAGAUCUCUCCCAGUAAGUCCAUUGGUGGGGAGUUCUGCGUGGCUGCAGUCUUCGCCUCCUCCCGCUCUUGGUUCAUCACCAACCCCAACAUGAAGAGAGAGAAAGAUCAGUCUCGGCAGGCUCUCGUUGAAUCACUGUACAUCCUGAGUUGCUACGGAAAUCUGGUGGAGCAUGUGCUGGAACCUCGUCCAAUCAGCACGGCGCAAAAGAUAGGCGACGACACGCCUCUGGAGCUGAACACCUGUCCGAGAGCCUGUUGGAAUCUAGCCAGGACACCGCAGUGGAAUGAGCUACAACCACCUUUCAACAGCAACCACCCCUUGGUGCUGGCCUCAGACUUUGUGCAGUACUAUCAAUACCUCCUGGCUGGAUUGAUGCACCCUGCUUGCCCUGGCCCCAUUACCCGACAUGAGUCUUAUGACAGUCUGGCAUCCGAUCACAGUGGUCAGGAGGACGAAGAAUGGCUCUCACAGGUGGAGAUUGUGACCCACACAGGCCCUCACAGGAGACUCUGGAUGGGCCCUCAGUUUCAGUUCAAGACCAUCCAUCCGUCGGGCCAGACCACUGUUAUCUCCUCCAGCUCCUCUGUACUGCAGUCACAGGGGCCCAGCGACACCCAGCAGCCUCUCCUUGAUUUCGACACAGACGACCUGGACCUGCACAGCCUCAGGAUCCAGCCAGUGCGUUCAGAACCCGUUAGCAUGCCAGGUUCCUCUCGCCUGGUGGCCGACCGUAGAGGCCAGUCGACAGUGAUAGAUACCGGCUCAGGCAUGUUUGACCGCAGUGUCACCCUGCUGGAGGUGUGUGGCAGCUGGCCUGAGAGUUUCGGACUGCGUCACAUGUCCUCUGUGGAAGCCACCGAAGAGGGCCUGAAGGAGAGGCUGGCAGACGCAAUGUCAGAGUCGCCCAGCAGAGACAUUGUGGGCUCUGGGACAGCAGAGCUCCAGAGGGAGGGAAGCAUCGAGACGCUCAGCAAUAGUUCUGGCUCCACCAGUGGCAGCAUUCCCCGAAACUUCGAGGGCUACCGGUCCCCUCUCCCCACCAAUGAGAGCCAGCCCCUCAGCCUCUACCCCACCGCCUUCCCCUAAAACCAGCCGUCUUGCCCCAAGGAAACGUCUCUGUCGCCUUUGGACAAUCUUGACUGUACAACCACAACUCCAUCCUUCUCCGCUAUAUUUUUUCUCUGUUAUUUGAAAUGUGGAUUUUCCUUUAAUCAAACCUGGCAUGCAGGAAAUCCCUGUUCAAUCAGGCCCUGCGUUAACAUCCUUUGUCAUUCACUUCCCUUGUAGAUUAAUAUUAACGUUGCCUCCACCUGAGAGAGAGAAAGAGAGUGCAUGGAUAUUAACCUUGACGGCUCAGAUGAACUGUAGAAGGGAUCCGUUGGAGUUGCCACUUUUCACAAAGAUGUGUCAUAUUACCAAUAUCAUUAUCAGUCGAACUUCCAGUGCGCAUCUUUAUUGAAUGCGUGUGUGUGAGUGAGAGUGUGUGCUCAUCAAAUACAAGUCCUGAUUAGCUCUCGGUAGUUGAGUUUAGGUUUGAGCUUAAAAAGCGAUAGGCUGAUUUUUUUUUUUGGAUCAACACAACAGUAGACAGUGUUUGAUUUAUUUUAGUAGACGUACCGUAGUUCACAUUUGAAUUGAUUUGACUUUGGUCAUGGUCAUGUUUACAAUUGAUUCUUGUUACACUAUAGUGUUUAUUAUUCUGCACAUUUUUCUGUAUAUUUGAUUUUUUUUUCUUAAGUUUCUUGGAUUCAAUUUUAUUUGCUUUAUAAUUUCAGUGGAUUCAAAUGAUUUUAAUUCCUUUCAAUUUAUGCCUAAAUGACACGUAUCGAUUCUUUCAAAAAAGGGAUUUUUGUGUUCUAAUGUUUCCUUGUUUGAUUCGCUUUUUCUCCUUGUUUCAUAGGCUGAUAUUUAGCUGUGGCGCUCGCAGCGAUCCACAGCUAACUUCAUUCAGCUCAGGCGAUUGAUUUUGACACUACCCACAUGUUAGAAAAGAAGUUCCAUCAAUAUCAUCAUCAGUAUAUCAUUCUGUAUUAGCUUGUUUAACUAUUUUAAAUGGCUUUGUUUAAAGAAUGUCUUUUAGCUUUGCUUGACUGGAUGUAACAUUUUACACACACACAAACAACACACAGUUAUUGAUAAAUACCAGUUAACAAGAAAUGUGAAUACAUGGUCCUAGUCAUCAGCUUGUCAGAAAGUUUAAAGGGGCCGCUGUUGGCUGGCAGCUCUGUGCAUGUUGAAAGCCUCAGUAGCUGGAGAGGAAACAUGAAGAGUUUGUUCACCGUAAUUUAUAACGGCAUUCAAGUUGGCAUGACUUUAAGUCUGAAUGCAGUGCACAUGCUUUGUAUGGACUAUAUUUUUUGUAAUAAUACUUACGCAAUGUGAUCUUGAAAUAGGAAUUUAUGCAAGUGAAUUGAACAAGUCUUCUAUACAUUUGUGUGUUUGUGUAAUACAGCAUAUGCAUUCUGACUUCCUUAGUUUGCUGUUUUCCCUUGUUAACUUACCUCGCUCUCUCCUGAAUUUAUUUGUUAUACAAGAAAAGAAAUAAAUGCAUUUACAUGAUGAGGUUGAAA